Messenger RNA from Sorex araneus (European shrew), 969 nucleotides. RefSeq names its product olfactory receptor 56B1-like. The transcript has a single exon. The coding region runs from base 1 to 969 and encodes 322 amino acids. Gene Ontology annotation, biological process: G protein-coupled receptor signaling pathway. Gene Ontology annotation, molecular function: olfactory receptor activity; G protein-coupled receptor activity. Gene Ontology annotation, cellular component: membrane. The record is from RefSeq and is a predicted model, not a curated record. NCBI's taxonomy places the organism in Eukaryota, Metazoa, Chordata, Mammalia, Eulipotyphla, Soricidae.
AUGUCUGAAUCUCUGAAAGCCUCCAAUACCUCCAAAGUCCAAGUCUCUGAAUUCAUCCUGAUGGGAUUGCCAGGCAUUCACAGCUGGCAGCACUGGCUCUCCUUACCACUAGCGCUACUCUACCUCAUAGCUAUUGGUGCUAACAUCCUCAUCCUCAUUACCAUCUUCCAGGAUCCUGCUCUGCAGCAGCCCAUGUACUACUUCCUAGGCAUUCUCUCUGUGGUGGACAUGGGUCUGGCCACCACCAUCAUGCCCAAGAUCCUGGCCAUCUUCUGGUUUAAUGCCAAGGUCAUCAGCCUUCCCGAGUGUUUUGCUCAGAUUUAUGCCAUUCACUGUUUUAUUGGCAUGGAGUCUGGAAUAUUCCUCUGCAUGGCUUUUGAUAGAUAUGUAGCUAUUUGCCACCCUCUUCGUUACCCAUCAAUUGUCACCAAUGGCUUAAUCUUCAAAGUGACACUGUUCAUGGUGCUUAGGAAUGGAUUAGGUGUCAUUCCUGUGCCUGUGCUUGCAGCCCAGCGUAAUUAUUGUUCCAAAAAUGAGAUAGAUCAUUGCCUGUGCUCUAAUCUUGGGGUGACAAGCCUCGCUUGUGACGACAAAAGGCCAAAUAGCAUUUGUCAGUUGGUUCUGGCGUGGGUUGGAAUGGGGAGUGAUCUAAGCUUUAUCUUAUUGUCAUAUAGUUUGAUCCUUCGCUCUGUACUUAAACUUAACUCUGCUGAAGCUGCAUCCAAGGCUCUGAGCACUUGCAGUUCCCAUCUCAUCCUUAUUCUCUUCUUCUACACAGCUGUUGUAGUGGUUUCAAUAACUCACCUGGCAGAAACUAAGGCUACUUUGAUUCCAGUUCUACUCAAUGUGCUACACAACGUGAUUCCCCCUUCCCUCAACCCAAUGGUUUAUGCACUCAGAACUAAAGAACUUAGAGUGGGCUUCCGAAAGGCAUUUUGUUUGGGUAUUGAAAAUAAAAUAAGACACUAG